Messenger RNA from Cynara cardunculus var. scolymus (artichoke), 1010 nucleotides. RefSeq lists its product as uncharacterized. The record is from RefSeq and is a predicted model, not a curated record. Gene Ontology annotation, molecular function: metal ion binding. NCBI's taxonomy places the organism in Eukaryota, Viridiplantae, Streptophyta, Magnoliopsida, Asterales, Asteraceae. The coding region runs from base 13 to 810 and encodes 265 amino acids. The transcript has 7 exons.
GCAAAAGAAAAAAUGGAGCAAAAAGAGGAGAGCAGCUCUUCCUCUGUCUUCGACUCAUGCCCCAUCUGCCUCUCCUCCAUCCUUGAAGAAUCCUACUUGGAUCAAUGUUUCCAUAAGUUUUGCUACAGUUGCAUCCUGCAAUGGACCAAAGUUGUGGGCAGUAAGCAUUGUCCUUGUCAAUCCUUUGUAAAAUGUCCCCUUUGUAAGAGAAAAAGUUCAUCGAUUAUAUAUGGGUAUGACGGAACUUCUUUCCAACAGCAUCUUAUCUAUCAGAAUUCAGAAUCUAGCAUUUUCUUUACAAAAGCCCACAAAUACAGAUUACAGUGCUACUACGUUGAGCCAGGUAACUCAAUCGGUAAUAUUGAUGUAUUACGCUAUUGGAAGUCCAACAAAUAUCGUCAGCCGAACCAGUGGCUAUCUAGUUGGGUGAGCAGGGAACUUCAAGCUUUGAUUCAGGAAAAAGAUGUUGACAUAAUUGUGCACCACAUUCUUGGGGCCAUAGAUUCAUGGAGAAGAAACGAGACAAAGGUGUCUAAAGUUUCACCGGCAUUAAAACAAGAAGAGUUCAAGAGUAUGGUAGCAGAUGUUGCAAAACCUUUCAUAAGAGGGAGAAUCGAUCGAUUUGUGAAUGAGCUAGAAAUGUUUCUGGCUUCGGGGUUGAACAUUGAAGCAUACGACAAAAUGUAUGUGAGCCAUAUGGGAUGGAAAAUUCCCGAGGUAGCUACUGAGGACGACGAAGAACCCAAUGAACGCAACCCACAAAUUCCAUUCUUGUGUUUUUCUGAUGAAGAUCUUGAUGAAAAUACUUGAAUGCUGCUUGCAAAUACAUUAGUUUUCUAGGGUUUCUUAAAACUCUUGUAUUGUAUUAGAAGCAGCAGGUUAAAGGCUGCCUUUUUGUCCUGUUAUAAUUACCAGAUCAAAGUACACUUUUAGGAAUGUUCACUACAUGUUGGCUGUCUUUUACCGGAUAAGAGGCGUGUAUCCGUUAAGAAGGAAUGUUGUUUACGAAC